ACUGCUGCGUGUCUUCUUUAAGGAACUGAGUCCAGCUCGUCACUUGUCAACAGGCUGAGAGAGAAAACCACCCGUGGAUAUUAAACUCGGUACGUGGAGCUGAUAACGACCCCGUUCCCGUCCGGUACCGUCCCGAGAGGAUUCUGACGGUUGUGGAGUUUAUUUCUGCUCGGUUUAUCCGCCAUAACAUGAAGUCCUGCGGACACGAAACCUCCUGAGCUUCAUGAACAUGUGAAACUUGACUCUGCAGCAGGCAGAUGUGAGUCCCAGGCUGGAUUGGAUGGCACUGAGGAUACAAGACUGCGUCUCAGUGGGAGUUGUGCGAUGACCAGCCGGCCUCCUCGCCAUGCAGAGAGCGCCACCAACAAACCGCCUGCCGCCGCGUCCCCCAGGCUCCAUGUCCAGAGAUCGCUGUCCAAGGAGACCGUCACCAUCCACUUCUCCGCUCUCGGGAAGGAGGAAGAGGAGGAGGAAGAAGAGCUGUACAUGACGACCGUCUCCUCCGCUGCCUCGGCCAAUCAGAACGACUCAAACAUCGUGACCGCCGUAGAAGCCAGCGAGGAGAUGUUUGAAGCCGUGGCGUUGGAUCCUGUAGCCGAGGUUGUUGAACCUUCUAGACUCUCUCCGGUCUCCAGACUUCACACUAACAGAUCUCAGACUCAAACUCUACCAUCAUGUGACUCUGAGCAGAAAACCUCUAACUCGUCCCCGACUAAAUCUCUAAGCUUCCCCUCCAUCGACAAACCCUUCCUCAGCUUGGUCAAGUCCCUCUCCUCAGAUAUCGAGUCUCGAGAUGGGAACCCUUCAAAUUCAGGUCCGACAGUCCGGCACCGGCACCUGAUGAAGACUCUAGUCAAAUCUUUAUCUUCAGACACAUCCCAGGACUCCUCAUCCUCUUCUUCUUCUUCUUCUACGCCUUACCGUCUUCCAGAAUCGCGCCUCAACCUGCAACUUUUUAAGCAAUUCACACAAUCCCGCCUGCCGUCGUCUGACUCUAAAACGGCCCCUUCGUCCCCGUUGACCUCCCCGGACAACCGGAGCUUCUUCAAAGUGUCCGAGGUGGAGGCCAGGAUCGAAGACACCAAGCGGCGUCUCUCCGAGGCCAUCUCCGAGCCGCUGCAGCUGCUCAGUAAGAUCAUGGACGAGAAGGGCAGCAGCAUCUACCGGCCCAAAGCCCUUUCAGCCAGCGCCUCCGAACUCUCCAACAUCACGUCUAUAAACGGACACCUGGAGAGCAACAACAACUACUGCAUCAAGGAGGAGGAAGGAGGGGAACUGGAAGCUGAGAGCCUCAACAGCAGAACUUCUGAAUCACUUCUUCUUCUCCCGUCGGUCGACUUCAAGAGCCCAAACAAGUCUUCUAUCUCCAUGGCGAUGGAGAAAUGCUCCAUGUCCGCUCUGGCGAAACAAGAGGACGAGGACUUCUGCAUCCUGUCCAGCGAGGACUUUGACUCGUGCACCGAGACAGACGGAGAUAAAACUGAUGACACUCGGACUGGGAGUCAAACUAAAGUGCCACUAAGUGGAGGAAGUAGUGAACCAGAGAGUGAAUCAGACGAAUCAGAGAGUUCUGAGCCGGUUCCAAGUGUUCCACUUUAUACUCUGGUGGUCCUGACGGUGCUGGUCUAUGGGUAUUUUGUGUUACCUCUGCCCAGUUACGUGGGAGGAAUGCUGCUUGGGAUCGGACUGGGGUUCCUGUUAGCGAUCGCUGUUGUGUGGCUGACGGGACCAAAACCUUCUGGAAGCUCUUUGAGACGUUCCAGACUCAGUGGGAAGAAGUGGAACCGGACCAAGCUGGACAUUAAGGAACCAGACAUCUAUAAGGGCUGGAUGAACGAGAUCUCCAACUACGACCCUGAGACGUACCACGCCACGCUGACCCACUCGGUGUUUGUCCGGUUGGAGGGCUCCAUCAUCCGCCUCUCCAAACCCAACCACAACAUCGCCCGCCGCGCCACGCACAACGAGCCCAAAGCUGACGUCAACUACAUCAGCCAGAAGAUCUACGACCUCACCAACAGCAGAGUGUAUCUGGCUCCUCAGAGUCUGGCCAGGAAGCGGAUCUGGAACAAGAAGUACCCGGUCUGCAUCGAGCUGGGCCGGCAGGACGACUUCAUGUCCAAGGCGGAGGGGGACCGCUGGGACCGCUGGGACGCCAGCGAGGGCUCCAGGGAGCGAGGAGAGGGGGCGGGCCGGAGCGAGGGGGGGGGGUCCUCCUCCAGCAGGGACCUGAUGACCCUCUACCUGUUUGGACGGACCGGCAGGGAGAAGGAGGAAUGGUUCCAGCGCUUCCUGGCAGCGUCCAGACCCAAGACGGACCUGAAGAGAGCUUCAGGGGCUGCAGGAAGUAAGAGUGCUCUGAGUCACAGUCGCAGCAGCAGCCGCAGCAGUCUGGACGAGGUUCUGUCCUCUCGAUCCAAAGAGUCCUCGCUGUCCUCAGCUACAGCAGCUAAACCCAGACAGAUGUUUGACUACAGCGUCUACAUGGCGUCCCUGCUGCCCAGACAGGCCGUGGUCAGCCCGGCGCUGGCCAGUCCUGCUGUCCAGAGUCCCCAGAGUCCUCAGAGUCCCCAGAGCAGCCCCGGGGCCGACAAGAAGCUCCAGAGCACCAUGUCAGCUCCGGUGCAGCCGAGGGAGGAGGAGGAGGAGGAGGAGGAGGAAGAUGCGGUUGCCUGGGUGAACGCAGCGCUGGGUCGGGUCUGCUGGGACUUCCUGACGGAGCCUCACUGGGCCGAACUGGUCUCCAAGAAGAUCCAGAUGAAGCUCAGCAAGAUACGGUUGCCGUACUUCAUGAACGAGCUCACGCUGACAGAGCUGGACAUGGGCUCGGCCACGCCCAGAAUCCUCGGAGCCUCCAAACCUUCCAUCGACUACAGAGGUCUGUGGUUUGACUUGGAGAUCUCCUACAGCGGAUCCUUCCUGAUGACUCUGGAGACCAAGAUGAACCUGAUCCGUCUGGGGAAGGAGGGCGAGAGCGUUCGCUUUGGAGAGUUUGGAAAAGACGGCUACAGACCGAGGACCUACUGUCUGGCUGACAGUGAUGAAGAGUCGUCCAGCGCUGGUUCUUCAGAUGAGGAAGACUCCUCGGAGCUCUCCAACGACUCGUCUGGAGCCGAAGGGUUUGUCGGGGGACACAAGCCCAGUAAGAUCAUGCGUUUCGUGGACAAGAUCACCAAGUCUAAAUACUUCCAGAAGGCCACAGAGACGGAGUUCAUCAAGAAGAAGAUGGAGGAGGUUUCUAACACGCCGCUCCUCCUCACGGUGGAGCUGCAGGAGCUCAGAGGAACGCUGGCCGUCAACAUCCCUCCUCCUCCCACAGACAGGAUCUGGUACGGCUUCAGGAAGCCUCCUCACCUGGAGCUGAAGGCUCGACCCAAACUGGGAGAGAGAGAAGUCACUCUGGCUCACGUUACCGACUGGAUCGAGAAGAAACUGGACCAGGAGUUCCAGAAAGUCUUUGUGAUGCCCAACAUGGACGACGUCUGGCUGACCAUCAUGCAUUCUGCCAUGGACCCUCGCAGCGCCGGGGGGCCCCUAGUGGGCCCCUCAGCAGGAGGAGCAGGAGGAGGAGCAGGAGGAGGAGCAGGAGGAGGAGCAGGAGGAGCAGGAGCAGGAGGAGGAGCAGGAGGAGCAGGAGGAGAGCCGGAGCCUCCAGGUCAGGACAGCAGCAGCAUCCAGCCAUGAAGAUGUUUACAGUAUUCCUGAUGAAGCCUCAGAAGGAGACGUGGAGCCAAAGUCAGUAGGUUUCUACUGUAACGAUCAUUCCUCUAGUUAGAGUCUUAACGACACAAACAGGAAACACUAACUACCUGCUGCUCUUCACUAGUAUUUAUUGUGCCAGAGGAAACAGGAUGUUGGCUUUGAAGGAUUUAUGGAACUAUAAAAAAACUGAUAUGUGAAGAAAAUCAUAUUUGGGGGGUCGGUUAAAGUCAGGGGUCGGCAACCUUUAUUAACAAAAGAGUCAUUUCUGGUGAGAAAAAAAA
Messenger RNA from Centropristis striata (black sea bass), 3983 nucleotides. Its product is annotated as testis-expressed protein 2-like. Gene Ontology annotation, cellular component: endoplasmic reticulum. NCBI's taxonomy places the organism in Eukaryota, Metazoa, Chordata, Actinopteri, Perciformes, Serranidae. Gene Ontology annotation, molecular function: lipid binding. The record is from RefSeq and is a predicted model, not a curated record.